Molecule: messenger RNA, 2124 nt
Organism: Drosophila eugracilis
Lineage: Eukaryota; Metazoa; Arthropoda; Insecta; Diptera; Drosophilidae
Gene: Mnr
Product: glycine-rich protein DOT1
Exons: 4
Coding region: 144-845 (233 amino acids)
Source: RefSeq, a predicted model, not a curated record
GAAGCACUGAAGGUGUCAGUUGAGCUCCCGGCGGUUCCUCUUUCUAGCUUACACAGACAACUCAACUCUCAGCGAUUUUGACGCAAAUUUUAAACGUCAGAAACUUUUGAUCUAAGGGCGUGGCAUCGACAGCGAGCAACAGGAUGCUGGCACUGCCUCUGCUGACUUUGGCGGUCCUCGCCAGCUGCGGAUACACCGUGGACGCCUACUCGAAGUACGGCCGUGGAUGCGGGGACAUUGGCUGCCUGCCCACCGAGGAGUGCGUCAUCACCAGCGACUCGUGCAGCUACAACCAGCGGGACGGCAAGGAUUGCGGCAACUAUCCAACCUGCAAACGGCGCUCCGGCGGAGCAUCAUCCGCCUCGAACAGCAGCCCCAAUUUGGCAGCUCCCUCGGCCAAUCCGUCAGGCAGCGUCCUCAAUCCCGGCUAUCCCAUGCACGGCCUGCAGCCGGUGAACCCGUACAAUCCGCCCUUCGUCUUUGGCCAGUUGCCGUUCUAUGGCGGCGGCGGACCGACCGGAACAGGCGGUCCGCCCGGCGGCGUUGGAGGCGGCGGUAAUGGAGGCGUCGGCGGCGGCGUCGGACUGCCCAGCUCGACGCUGGGCAUCCUCGGCGGCGGCGGUGGCGGCCUGGCGCCCUACGGCAGCAACUUCCAGGGCUAUCAGAGCCAGCACUCCAACGCGAACAUGUACAACAAGCCGCCGCCGCAGUACCAGAACCAGAACCAACAGAAUCCCUACAACCGGCGCACCCAGGCGCAUCCCUCGGCAGCCGGCAGUCUGGGCGGGUCUGGAAUAGGCAUCCUGAUCCUCGGGCUCGCACUGGCCCUCCUGCCUCGCACGUAAUAAGCUGGGGCAGCAGCAGCAGUACCACACGGAGCGGCACAAGGCACACAGCCCCCACAAAGCAUGAUCCCCGACGACCCCCGGAAUAUUAACCCAUUCAAUAUGUUCAGAAUAACUAUCAUGGAAUGAUCCCAUUUUCACCGAAAUGUCUUACUAACAAAAGAUCAUCUUCCAGAGAUUUCAGAUUUUCAGUUUCACAGAGCCUAGCAGGUGCUUUCCCUUGAAAGAAAGUUGGUUUGACAUAUACAUAGUAAGAGUGAAGAAGAUUAAACAUUUUCCAGAGAGUAAAUAAAAUGCUUAGCAAUAAAAAAAAAAUAUCCAUGGAAACUGAAAGCACCUGCAGAGAGAUUCUCGAACUAAGUACUAGGUGAAAAUGGGAGCUCGCCUGAUUGUUAUGCUUUCGUUUUUUGUUCUUAUUGUUUACCUUAUUCUCCUGAUUUCCCACAACUCUUGUUUUGAAUUUUUCAUUUCGAGUAGGAUUAAGAAAAAUGUAAAAGCAGCAGCAGCAGCAGCGGUAGCGGCAGGUGCCUUGGCAGCAAUGGCAUCUUCACCUGAAAAUUAUAACUUUCCGUAGUUUUGAACAACAAUUCAAAGGUUGUAUUUUAAUUACACUGCGCCGUCCCUCGUUCGGCUUUUUUCCGGCAGCCUUUGCUGUCUGGCUCACACUGCGAAUACGUAAUUUCAAUUUAAUAUUGUGUAGGAGUCUGUGUGUGUGUAUGUGUGUAUGGCAGAGAGUUCAUUUGAGUAUGUGUGUGUGUGUUUUUUGGACUAUCAGUCAAGGGGAACUGCUCGCCGGCCCCUGGGAGCUGCUCUUUUUUGCAGCUCAAUUAAAUUGGAAUUUAAUUUCGGGCUUAGACAGCCAGCCUCUGGUCAAAAGGGGGUCGGCUCAAAGUCCGUCUGACCGCCACACACACACACCCAUAGCGAUACAAAAAGCCAUACCAAAACAUAGCCAUACACACACAUGGCAUGGCUGGGAAACUUUGAUGUUAAUUUCAUUUUUGUUGAUGCUACGAAUUUGCGGCCAGACACUGGCGGAUCCAGGGCUUUCGAUGAUGCUGCUGCCACUGCUGCUGCUGCUGCUGCUGCUGCUGCUAUCGAAAAUACAGAUACAGAUACAGAUACUUAGAUGGAUAGUGUUGUAGAUACAAGAUACGCAUGUCAAUCAAAAUGCAUAAUGAGCUACAUUCGAGGGCAGAGCACCAAGUGCGCUGCGGGCAAAUCAGAUUGGUUUUUUUUUUGUACGAUUACGAUUAUGAAUAAACGAUCAGUGAAGCAA